AUGAAGUAUAACUUGCCAACACUAUUGGCAUUGUGCCAGGACACAGGUGUACACUGCAAGUGGACCAGUGAAGCAAAAUACUGCAGACGAGCGCGUCUUGAUCGAAGCAAGAAGCCUAUCCUUUCAGAAAACCCGAGAAAUCGCCCGACUAAAGAGUCAGCCAGGUUAUUCCGACCGAACAAAACUCUAGCAUCGAAAGCACCCAAGAAUCGCCCGACUCGCACAAGCAAAAAGUCCUUUGAGCCUGUGUUCCCCACGAAUGACGCAGGGUUUGCUCAAUUCCUGAAGAAGCACACUUCCCCGAAACACCAGCGGGUCACGGCUGGGGGAAGAAUCGUUCCAAUGGAGCCAUCAAGGCCAUCACCCCGUUUUGGUGGCUCGUCGCCCAUGUCAAUGACCUCAAUGAAUGACGACGAAUUUGUUGUCUUUGUUGAUGGUCAGCCUGGGACUCAGAACCAAGCAACACAAGAGAGCUUUACAAUCAUCCAUUCUUCCACAGCGUCCGAUAUUAACUUACACGAGGGGUUGCCGUCGCCUUUUCUGGAAAGCACAUCCCAGUUCGCAGCUCCUGUCGGUUCACGGGAUUUGACCGUUUCCCAGUUAAUGGAAUCAGACAAUCCAUAUGCUGAAUGGAUUGAGCGAGUAGACGAAAUCGAGUUCGUUCGCCGUAAUCCAAGCACAGUGCGCCAUGAGCCUGCCCGUCUGGCUGAGGAGCGCCAGACACGAUGGGGUCUGAUCAUGAGUCUUAUCAACCUUGAUGAUGCUGCAAUUGUGCGUAUGAUGUUAAACAUGUGCCCGCCGUUUGCUGUUUUGCCUGAUUGCGACUUUUAUGUUGGAUUUGUAAGAGUGGCAUACGCGUUCGGUCUUGAUACCAUGAUUGAGGCAAAGUCACGAUUGAUGGAAAAAGUCCAAAACCAUGAAAGAUUUCUGGAGGAGGUUAACGAAGUGAUCGCGUUAAAUCCACAGAUUCCACCCAGCGAUGAUUGUUAUAAUUUGCGCGUUUACAACAUCAGCGAACGGGCAAGAGUUCUCAGCGCUCUUGAUCAAUGGGAUAUGCUCAUGGGCUAUCCAGGGGCGGCUAGCGUGAACAACUCCAAUGGUCCGGAAGGUAUUACCGUGCAAACCGGAGGAGCGAUCAAUGGUGGUUCAUAUGAUAACCAGUCGACUGAUGGUACCAAUGAGGUUGAGCGUGCCAACAUAAAUCGUGGGGUUGAUAUUAUUGACCCAAACACUGGCCAUCCCAUACAAAUCCAGAGGAAACACUUAACAGCAGCAGACAAAAACUGCAAUGGAACAAGCCACACAAAUGGGAACAACUCAGACCUUGGUAACGUGCAGGUUGAUGGAAGCUCAGAUUUGUGGAUUCAUGAUGAUGUAAAUGAAGACCGCAAUAGAAACAGAAGCGACUCAUUCUUCAAUCAGAUUCAGGUCGAUAGAAGAUCAGAGUUGUUUCAUGAUGCGAAUGGGACAGGCGGCAACGUGCCUACAAAAUACAAUGACCCGUCCUUUGACGCCAACAGCCGCGUGGAAAUUCAACUUUCUCCUGAAAUGGGUUCUGAGAUGGAACACAACGGAAUCAUAUCAUGGAUCCCCCAGGAGACAUGGACAGAACGUCGUCCCGGAAACAGAAGUCGUAUCAGCAAUACUUUGCCUCGGAACUUCGGUCGAAACGUCUCCAAUUUCAGAUCGGCAUUGCAUCCGAUUACUGAAAUUGACCACGAGGAGCACGUCGCCGAACUAACCAACAUGGCUGGAAAUGAUAGGAGUCAUUCACCAAGCCUCGCGACUACCAUCAAUGAAGAUGCAACUUUGAUUGGGCUUCAGCAUCUCCAUAAUGAGGCCCGCGGUGCAUCAAUUUCGGGCGGUUCAGAUGACGAACAACAGACAAGAAGACAUUCUAGCCUAGGACAGGGGUUGAAUGAAGACAACCUCUCAGAAGUUUCCUUUGAUCGGCCGCACAGAAGUACUGAGCUGUUUGACCACCAAUCGUCUCUCAUUCCGACGGAAUUUUUCGAUAUGUUUGUCGUUGACGUGGAAGGACCCGGUGAACGGAGAGGACCCUUCGCCGAACAAUCGGAGCAUGGCAUGAACCACAGCCGCAGUGGGAGCUUCACUCGGACAAUGAACAGCUUUGGAGGGGAUUACCCCGACGACAUGUCGGAUGCACCCCUAUUGUCUCGGAAUAACACAUUCGGCAGGGAUAGCCUAUUGUCCCAGUGUAGGCCGAGCAGGGCGAUUUCGAGGUCGAGUGUUCGCCGUAAGCACUAUGUACCUGCAGGUGGUCUCAGCAGCGUUGGGUCUCGUAUGAUCUCAUCGAGUCUGGAUGCCCGUCGACGGCAUGAUGCACGUGAAAAUGUCCAGAACGCCGGUCAGUCGCUCAUGAAUCCAUCGAGAUUGAUCGGAGAUUUGAGAGACGAAGUACCCACAGCACUUGUUCUCGGUUUCGAGACACCAGACAGCCAGCAAAACACCAAUUACCUGUCUGGGUAUUCCUCGCAGUUGAUCAAUGCCAGUGUCAGACACACCGCACCCGCUAUUGUAAACACCAGCAGAAUCAAUGUGCAUGCUCAAAACUGA
Penicillium roqueforti is the source of this 2577-nucleotide messenger RNA. RefSeq lists its product as uncharacterized. Bases 1 to 2577 code for a protein of 858 amino acids. The transcript has 4 exons. NCBI's taxonomy places the organism in Eukaryota, Fungi, Ascomycota, Eurotiomycetes, Eurotiales, Aspergillaceae. The record is from RefSeq and is a predicted model, not a curated record.